This is a messenger RNA of Penicilliopsis zonata CBS 506.65, 1527 nucleotides long. RefSeq lists its product as hypothetical. The transcript is spliced from 6 exons. NCBI's taxonomy places the organism in Eukaryota, Fungi, Ascomycota, Eurotiomycetes, Eurotiales, Aspergillaceae. Bases 1 to 1527 code for a protein of 508 amino acids. The record is from RefSeq and is a predicted model, not a curated record. Gene Ontology annotation, molecular function: protein binding.
AUGGCAGAUAUCUAUAAGUGUGCAUUGGCUGGAACCCUCACUGCAGCCGAUCUAAGCGGGAAAGCCCAGAAGAUCGAUUCAGUCCAUGACCGAAGCAAAUUGACUCCUCUAGGCGCAGCUGUCUGGAAAAGCCAUGAGACUACCGUCAAGCUUCUUCUUUCAAACGGGGCAAACCCUAACGGUGCUUGUGGAUGCAGGCCACCUCUUUGGGUUGCAGCAGCAAGGACGAAAAAAAACGUUGGCCGUAUGAUUGAGAUCCUGCUAAGUGAGGGAGCGGAUCCGAAUCUACCAUCGCCAGUAGACGAUGACUCGACGCCCUUGCUCAGCGCAGUUAAAGACAAGCGGCACCCUGCUAUACUCCGGGCGCUUGUUGACGCAGGUGCAUCGCCCACAAUUCCCAAUAGCAAGCGCGAGACAGCAGAAAAUGUGGCAGCAGAGAAAAAGGAUCGAGAGAGGGCACGAGCGUUGCUUCCUCGAGAGCAGCGUUCCAGCAGUAGACUCUCGGUCCUUGCAAUGCUUACUGCAGUUGUUCUGUUUGUUGUCGCGUGGGCGAACAAGUACACCGCAAGCGCUGCUAUCGCGGCCGGAACGGCAGUGGUAGUGGGGGCUUCUGAAACUUCCUUGGGAGGUGUGAUCAAGAAACGGUUCGGAUUGAGUGGUAGAGUCGGUAAAGAGAUCCCACAGGAGGUCCAAGUUACCAAGCUGGAAGACUUUCAACACGAGAUGGAGGAGUACAUUGAGAAGUCAAAACUCGACUGUUUCUUUCGCCGAAAUGACCCAUUCCUGAAGACUGUGAUUAGAAAGGCCAUCAACCUGCAGGACCACCCGGACAACACCCUAAAUGUGGAAGAUAUGAUUUUGCUGGCGCUCUAUCAGCCCGUCCUGUACUGCGACGAUAGUGGCUCCAUGAGAAGAUAUCAUCGAAUCGAGCCCCAGAAUGAACUUGUCCAGCGCAUCACCAGCAUCACGACGCGGAUUGUUCCCGAUGACGAUGGGAUCGAGCUGCGGUUCAUCAAUCAGCCCACCGAACCAUGCAUGAGUAGACCGUCGCUCGAAACUAUCGGCGAGAUUAUGCAACGAGUUCCUUUCAGAGGGUGGACCGAAAUCGGCACAAAUCUCAGACUCAGGGUCCUCGAGGAGACGGUGUAUGCACCGCUACGACAACAAAAUCUGAAGCGUCCAGUGCUGGUCUCCAUCAUCACUGACGGCCACCCUGAGGGAGGCCCCGGUACACCGGAGAGAAGUGAUACAAUCAAACAAGUGAUUCUGGAGUGUGGGAGGGUGCUGGAGGCACAUGGAUAUCACCGAAACGUGGUUCGGUUCCAGAUCAGCCAGAUUGGCUCCAGCGACCAGGCCGCCGACUUUCUUCGAGCCUUGAGAUCCGAUCCAGACUUAGACGAAGUCCUAUACUGCACUACCGAUCGUCUCGACGACGAAUUCGCCAGUCUUCGCGACAAUGAAUCGCGGCUUGAACAAUGGCUGCUGAACCUCCUGAUGGGACCUAUCCUGCAAGCCGAGACGUCGUAG